Epinephelus lanceolatus (giant grouper) is the source of this 4959-nucleotide messenger RNA. RefSeq names its product solute carrier family 1 member 8a (gene slc1a8a). Gene Ontology annotation, biological process: L-glutamate transmembrane transport. NCBI's taxonomy places the organism in Eukaryota, Metazoa, Chordata, Actinopteri, Perciformes, Serranidae. Gene Ontology annotation, molecular function: neutral L-amino acid transmembrane transporter activity; glutamate:sodium symporter activity; L-glutamate transmembrane transporter activity. Gene Ontology annotation, cellular component: plasma membrane. The record is from RefSeq and is a predicted model, not a curated record.
UUGUUGCACCUCUUUAAGCCUCUUAGCGGCUGUAAGUCUGCAGCCGGCCUGCAGCGUUGCCGUUGGCUCUGAUCAUGAUGAUUUAAUCCCUCAGUGGAAAAGGUUAGCUCGUCUUUGGCUCUCACAGGUCUGUCACCCUGCCAACCGCACACAGGCCAACAGAAAACUUGGACAGCAUGGAGGAGCUUCUUUUACCGAGCGGAGAGGAGGAGGCGCGCUCCGACCACAGCUCGUAUGCUCCGGGAGACGCAGGGAUGACGAUGGGAGACCGGGUCAAGACUUUUGUCCAGGGGGACCUGAAGAAGAGCGCGAGGGAUUUCUUAAAGAGGAACGGGCUGCUGACGCUGUCAGUCAUCGCCGUGCUCACUGGCUGCACGCUGGGCUUCAUGCUGAGGGGAACCCAGCUGUCCACACAGGCAAAAAUCUACUUCUCUUUUCCUGGAGAGCUGCUGAUGAGGAUGCUGAAGAUGCUUAUCCUUCCUCUCAUCACGUCCAGUUUAAUGUCAGGUCUGUCGUCGAUGGAGUCGAAGGCCUGCUGUCGGAUGGGCGUCCUCACCGUCACCUACUACCUGUGGACCACUUUCAUCGCCGUGGUGGUCGGCAUCGUGCUCGUCAUCAUCAUCAAACCCGGCGUGGGGACGGAGAUGGAGAGUAACCGUCUGGGAGGGGGGCCCGUCAUGACCUCGGCCGACGCCCUGCUAGACCUCAUCAGAAACAUGGUUCCCUCGAAUCUGAUCGAGGCCACGUUCCAGCAGUACAAAACGGACCUGAUUCCCAUCCUCAAAGUCCCGACCAGAACCAUCCAGCCCAACUUCGUCUAUGUCUUCCCUGACGACAGUCACCCUAAGGGGCGGACGGUGUACCUGGAGCUGACCCCGCCUCCGGAGAUCACCUACAAGACCAGUCCCGGCAGCAGCCAGCAGAUGAACGUCCUGGGCAUCGUCAUCUUCUCCGCCACCAUGGGUCUGUUGCUGGGCAGGAUGGGAGAACGAGGAGCUCCACUCAUCAACGUCUGUCAGUGUAUCAACGAGUGCGUCAUGAAGAUCAUCAACGCUGCUGUCUGGUACUUUCCGUUCGGGAUCAUCUUCCUGGUGGCGGGGAAGAUCCUGGACAUGCAGGACCCGAGCACGCUGGGGAAGAAGCUGGGCUGGUACGGCAUCACUGUGCUGUCCGGCCUCUUCGUCCACGGACUCAUCCUCCUCCCUCUCUUCUUCUUCCUGCUCACCAGGAAGAACCCUUUCUCCUUCAUCCGCGGGCUGCUGCAGGCCAUGGUGAUCGCCCUGGCCACCUCCUCCAGCUCUGCCACGCUGCCCAUCACCAUGAAGUGUUUGCUGGAAAACUGCAAUGUUGACCGACAGAUCGCCCGCUUCGUCCUCCCCGUGGGCGCCACCAUCAACAUGGACGGCACGGCGCUGUACGAAGCCGUGGCGGCCAUCUUCAUCGCUCAGGUUAAUGACUAUGAGCUGGACUUCGGCCAGUUGGUCACCAUCAGCAUCACGGCUACAGCUGCCAGCAUCGGUGCAGCGGGGAUCCCUCAAGCCGGUCUGGUUACCAUGGUGAUCGUACUGACAUCAGUGGGCCUGCCGCCAGAUGACAUCACACUCAUUGUGGCCAUCGACUGGAUCCUCGACCGGUUUCGGACCAUGAUCAACGUCCUGGGUGAUGCUCUGGCAGCAGGAAUCAUCGCCCACCUUUGUCGGAAAGAUUUCCCUCUCAGUGAAACAGGAAAGACUGUUCCGUCCUACGGGACGCAGACUCCUCACGCUCACAACAACUCCCACAGCGUAGACGUGCCAAUGACAGAGAUCCACACGCACAAAGACUGCAUGUUCGACGCCAUGGGCAACUCAGCAGGCGAGAGGCACGCACACACCGUCUACUACAACAUCUGCCAGGUGUGAUUGGACUGCACGGAGCAGCUCACCACGAAACACCACCGAGUGCGGUAGAGUCCCCACGGUGCCAUCUGAACAGGAAGAGGCGGACUUUGUGGUAACAGAGCGUGAAUCUUCUUCUGAGCAGCAGCUGCUUUGACUCUAACUCAAGAACUGUGGUUUAUUUGGCCAAAAGUGGAUUUAGGCUUCAUUUGGAGGUUUGUUGUCCUGCUCGCUGAUGACAGAGACAUUUACAGCUCCAGGGACAAAAGGACCAUGACGCCAUUUUAAUGGAAACAUGCUUCGCCAUCAGCGCUAACUUGCAAGCUCGCCUGACUUCAGAAAGUGGGAAGGUUGCUAAAUAUCAAGCAGAGAAAUCCGGCAGCAUCUCUGGUUACUGUUGAGGAAGAGGAUGAAUAUGGAGCCUGAUCUGCACCAGAGGAUUAUGGGUACAUCACGCCCCUCCUGGGAGCAGCUGCAGGUUCGUCAUCUGGUCUGACAGCGCCACCACGAAGCUGUACACUUCCCAUUCACCAUGGCGGUUCCUAUGGCUGGAUACCAAACCUUAAUACUUACUGACUCAAAUGUGUCACAAACCGUCAGGUACCGAAAGCUGGUAUCAAAUGACGGGGCAGAGUCUCGACUCUUUUUUUGUUCAAUGAAAAAAACCUUUUUCUUUUCAUUGAACAAAGAGUGGAAGAUGGAACGCUCCGGUCAUGAGCUCUGGGGAGUGACCAACAGAAUGACAUCACAGAUACAAGCAGCUAAAAACCUCCACAGGCUCGGAUCAUCUUACACGUGUUUCACACCAACUGCUCAAAUUCUCAAAAGCACAUCAUUUACAAAAUCAUCCUCAGAAUGAAGCGGAGAACAGAGCUGUAAAACGCAGCUCACUGUGGUGCUACAGACCACAGGAAGUUACGUUUUUGGGAUCAGAGUUUGAUUUGCUUCAACUGUGGCUGAAACCCGUGUUGGAAAAUGAAUGCACUGCUGCUGUCACAGGGAGCACAGCCGCUCUCUGUGUAACACUGAAACUGCUGUUUGGUGUGAAAGCCCUGUGAAGGAUGUGGAGCAGGUUUCACCAGCUGGUUUUUACUAAGCCCAGUCGUAACUGCUGAGUGUUUGUUAAGACAAGUUUUAAGACUUCACGUUGACUGCACCAACUAAACCAAAGCCUGGUCUCAGCCUACACACGCUCUCAGCGAUUUGCGUUCAUGUGAGUGUCCACGCCUUUAUGGCUAGUGGUUAGCCAAGCCCAACUCAGAGGAGACUCCAGGGACACACAGGCUUGUAUAUCUCAUGAGAUCUGGGCACGUCUUGGGAUCUUUCAGGGGGGACUGUGAGACAUCUGCACCACUGCGACCAAGACCAGUGUAAGCUGAGGAAAGAGGUUCGAUCGAUGGUUCUGGAGAAAAACUUUUUUUACAUUUCUCAAAGUGAUGGAUAAAAUGUAAUGGUUUGAUAUCAGGAUAGAAACUCCAAUAUCAGUGCUUGUACCAAAACUCUUGAGGUGAUACCGAGCUCCAGCAGUGGGCUGUACUUCUGUACAAACCCUGAACAAAAGGUCCUGAUGCUGUGUUAUCAGCCCAGUUCACAACAAAGAUUCAUGACGAGACGAGUUGAAAAUACUUGCGUUGCGCUGUUCUGCAUCAUUGUAAAAACCUGCCGGUUCACACCAAGUCACCAGAUGAGAUGGUGUAUCAUCUCUAUGCAACACACAGCGAGCAGCAGCAGAGACCCACCAUCCAACACUGGCACACCAUGAGGACAGAAACAGAGGGCUGCACUGGGAUGACUGGCUGUUGAAACAGGUGACGUGCUUUAAAACCAGCUGAGUGUCAGGUGACACCAUCAGUCGAGCUCAGACACUUUUCUCUGCAACGAUAGAAAACGUUUUCUUCUCAUCGCCGAUCUUUGAUCUGAACUGGACUUCAGGUGUAGAGGUGAUCAGUUCCUGGAUAAUCUAACAGAGCUUUUUACCUCCUGCUCACCAUCUUUACUUUGACUAUAAAGCCAGGAAGAAUCCACCUCUGUGUUGGGACAGAGACCAGUGAAACCACACUGGAUCACAGUGGGUGACAGUUAACGUGGCGGAGCUAAAAACAAAGCUCGGUUCUUUACAGAACGUUUUUUUUUUUUGUUCUUAUUUUGGAUCUUCGAAAGGGACAAACUUCUUCGUGCUGCUGUUUGUUCUAAACCUCGUCUCUGUCUUAUGUUCACAACAGUUUUCACCACCUCAACAAACCUCUGACUGAACAAGGUCUCUGAUUGGCCGGUGGUCAGACUAGUGAAAGGGUCAAAGGGUAAUCCGACCAAUCAGAUGGCUGAAUGAAUCCAAGUGCUCUUCAUUUUGCAGACUCUUCUUCUUCUGUGUGUUUAUAUUUGACAGCAUGCUGGCAUGCGUUCCGACUGGCUUCGUUUGAAGUCGACGUGCAUUAUUUUCUUCUCUCGUUGUUGUUUUGACUUGAACGUUUCAAAGUAAACAAAGUGCUGUAGGGAUUAUGGGAAUCUUACCAAAGUCAGUUGCAGCUAACAGAUGCUAGUUUGGGUUCAGUUAACUACUUAAUUGUGUUUAUUACCUCAAGUUAUUUACAAAUUGUUUACUGACAGAUCAGGAGUCAUAACUGAUGAUAUGACAGAACGUUCAAGGUAACAAAGUGUUGACGGAUUAUUUAUAUGCAGCAGAUUACAGUUGAUUUUUCUUAAAAAGGUAAGAAAUCAAACCUGAUGGUUCAGAAGAUGGUCGGGAUAAAUUAAAGUAUAAUGUUAACAGGAUUUGUAGUUACGUGGCUAAAACAUGGAAGAUUCAGUCCUUUAAGCUCUCUUGUGAAAUAUGUUAAAAUUUUCGGUGAAGUGCUCCUUGAACUUCUCUCUGUGGUGAAGUAGUGUUGUUGUUCACUAGUUAGUUCAGAGCUGAACAUGAAAACGUAGACCUGCCUUAACUUGACUGUUUUAAUCCACAAACCUCAGUGUUCAUCUGCCAACGCACACCGACAACCUGCAGCGUUUUUUAUAUUCAUGUGUUUUUGGACUUUGUGUAAUUUGUGUUUGUUUGCAUUUCAAAAUAAACACACUGAUGUUCUUC